Lineus longissimus is the source of this 3200-nucleotide messenger RNA. RefSeq names its product inactive ubiquitin carboxyl-terminal hydrolase MINDY-4B-like. NCBI's taxonomy places the organism in Eukaryota, Metazoa, Nemertea, Pilidiophora, Heteronemertea, Lineidae. The record is from RefSeq and is a predicted model, not a curated record. Gene Ontology annotation, molecular function: cysteine-type deubiquitinase activity; K48-linked deubiquitinase activity. The transcript is spliced from 14 exons. Bases 453 to 2063 code for a protein of 536 amino acids. Gene Ontology annotation, biological process: protein K48-linked deubiquitination.
UGAGAAUGUUUAUUUGUUUUAAUGAUCCAUACACAUAAGAUUAAAAGCAUAGUUGUUUAUCAAACUCCCAAAACCCUAUCUAGAAUAUUGGCUCAAAAUAGAUAUCAUUACGUCAUUUUACGAAAAAGGUGAUCCAAAGAACAUUGCCAAUUUGGGGUGGGCGUGUCCAUCGAUCCCUGUACAAAUGUACAUAGAUACAUGGCUUUGAAAGAUGAGGAGAAGAAUUGAUUUCUACUGUUUGUGGAAUCUUGUCAUCUUCAUCAUCCUGAUUGCACUAUUCUUCUACUUCAUAUAUGGCAAAUGGUAGUGAGAAUAUGCUGUGGAGCUUUGGAGAACAUGACAAACAUUUUGAAACAAUUUAGUUCAGUGCAGUCAUUCAUGAAAGAUGGUGCUCAAGUAACAUUCCAGAAUGUCAUGUCAAGUUAUCACAUGUCAACGAUGAGUCUAGGUUUAUGAUGGUCCAGGUAUGCAUUCGGCUGUCAUUUCAAAACAAUGGGCAUUCCCAGAUUGAAUUCACCAUGGUCAACCAAUUAGAAGGGCAAGUCAAGAUUCUGACUGCAUUACACAGUCGGCUCUGGUUAAUUUUGUGUGAUGAGGUGCACAAGGGCAGCAUGGCGAGCGCCUGCAGUAGUGGACUGAUCGAUGUAAACAUCACCGGCGAACAACUCAAUAAACUACUUCAGUUUGUUGAACUUUCAAAGCCACUGAAGCCUCUAACCACAACAGACAAACCGGAGGACAAAAGACAGUCUCAUAACACUAACAGCAUACUGACAAAUCUCACCAACCCAAAAGAUGGAUUAGCCAAACCGAAAAAAAUCUAUGUUGAUAAGUGGCCAGAGCCAGUGGUUCGAACAGAUUUCACGAUUGUUCCACAGGCGCCGAGGUCUGGCGUGGCGAAACCAUUCACAGGAGGCGCACCUGUCACACCAGAAAUCGCUACCAAUCUCCGUAAAGUCGUGCACGGGUCCACGAUUCAUUCCUUCACCACUGAGUGGAAGCGAGCGUGCUUCAAAUUCCGUAACGUCGACAGUCCGUUUCCGUACGGUCUCGAGGGGCAACGGAACGGCUCACGCGGAAUCAUCACAUGUGUUCAAGCGUUCGUCAUCAAACAACUCGUAUUUAGUCAUCUCUCGGUGGUCAGAAUCAGGAGCGCCAUCUCCACAAUGAAAAAUACUGCUGGACAGUGCUAUCUGAAACCGACCAAUUCAGAACGAAAAGAUGCGCUCAUCAAAGCGAUGGUUGAAAUUUUAUGGAACGUCGGUGAAAAUAAACACGCAACGAUUGUGCUACCGCAGGAGAGGCAAUGUUUUGAAAAACAAAGCGGAUAUAGACAUGAUGGCGUCACAGAAUGUUUACACCUGUUUGAGUUCAAGCACCAAGACGACUUGAAGAACUUCUUGACGAAGUACAUUGCAUAUUUUGAGUUGGAGGAUUUCCAUGGUUGUGUCCUCUUUCUCUAUAGCUUGGCACUCACAAGAACAUUCGAAAAAUUAGAAGAGGACUUCAACCACAGCCCACUUGUCAAGUUACUAAACGACAUGGAGGACUGUAGCCAAAGUUUGGUGAAUUUGAUCAUCACUGGGAAAGCUGUGCCAUACCUUCACAAUGGGACCAUGAUCUACGACAGCCAAGUGCGAGUUCUGAAAAAGCCCCUGGUUGGAAUCCUCAACCGCAGUGACGUAGGGUACUUAUUGUGGGACAAGACGGAGCUGGAUGAAAUGAGGACCCAGGUUGGUAGCAUGCUGAAGACGCCGAAGCUCCCAAUAUGGAUCACUAACGUCAACGGCCACUUUGGUCUCCUGUUUAGUACGAAUCCCGACCUGAUCAGCGAUUGGAGGGUCGAGCACCGCUUCACAUUGCACUAUUAUACAGUACUGUAUAGUCAGACGGAGGCCUGCCAGUUAUCUGUAGAUACACGCUAUGGUCGUCAGCGACAUGGAAAGACUGCUUUGCACAGCAUGGAAGAAAGAAAGAAAUUACCUGCGCUUGAACAGUGCAUCAUGACCAAGUGGCCGGAUGCCCAAGUCACAUGGAACGACCGAGUUUCUCCAUUCCUGUAAUUUGAUUGGACGACUGGUACAUGUAUUGUUGAAUAGCCUACGGACACGAUAACCCGUCACAAGUCCUGCCAGUUUUGCUGAAUUCUAAAACUUUGACAUAUCCUUCCAGUGCAUCAACUUUGACUGCAAUAAUAAUGCGAUAAAAGAUAAGGGAUUCCAUUUUGUCCAUUUUGAACCAAACUUAUGGCUCAGAUUUCCUCUUUAACUUUUCACUUAUCAGUUACCGAUAGUUGUAGUUCCACCUAUCAUAAAACCCUGUGUUUUUUCAAGACCCGUGUCUUCGCCGUGUGUCAAAAAACCCAUGGCGCACUUACACCUAUCAGUGGUGUUAGAUAAUGGUUAAUAGCCCCGGCGACAGGUGCGCUGUAGGUAGGGAGCUCUCCUGUGUUUCUUUCCCGUCGGAGGGGAAUUUCGCAUGCGCAAUACCGAGGCAACUACACCGCGCCAUCUGUCGCCGGAUCUUAGAACUUGCAAUUGCCGUGUCUAUUCAGAUUCUACCUAUCAAAAAACCCGUGUUGAACACGGGUCUAAAUUGGCCCCCGAUUAGCCCCAUCGAGCUCGAUGGGGCUAAUAGACACGGGGAUUUGACACACGGGUCUAUUUAGACACGGCAAUUCAUAGGUGUAAGCUCAAAAGACACGGGGAUUCGAUAGGUGGAAGUACGACUAUAGUUACAGUUCAGAUAAUAGGUAAUGUCUUCCUUAAUCCGUUCAAAGCUUUAAGUGUUAGUGAUUGUUUCGCGAAUCAGACAUGUCCAAUCUUUCCGAGUGGUAGCUUAAAGGUACAUUUUUGCACCUACAGUGGAAGCUCUCAAUAAUGGACACACUCAGGACUGACAAAUGCUGUCCUUAAUUGAGAGGUGUCCUGAUAAUAGAGGUCACAUUGAUGCUAAACGACCAGUUUAUCCUGGAAAACUUCAGCUCUGGAAGCUGACUAUUUACAUAAGAAAACACCAUGCAUGUAGGUCAUGUAAUAUGCAUGUAUACACACCAGUAGAUGUCCAAUUUGAGAAUGGUCCAUAUGUAAUUAUUCUAACACAAACAUCAUUUGUUGUAACAUGUAUAUGCAAUACAUUACUGUAAAGAUUCUUGUGGUUAUUUCAGACAUUCCAUAUUAAAUGUUAGUUAACAAUAUCAA